Rhinolophus ferrumequinum (greater horseshoe bat) is the source of this 9861-nucleotide messenger RNA. RefSeq names its product huntingtin (gene HTT). Bases 1 to 9375 code for a protein of 3124 amino acids. The record is from RefSeq and is a predicted model, not a curated record. The transcript is spliced from 67 exons. Gene Ontology annotation, biological process: microtubule-based transport. Lineage: Eukaryota; Metazoa; Chordata; Mammalia; Chiroptera; Rhinolophidae. Gene Ontology annotation, cellular component: nucleus; cytoplasm.
AUGGCGACCCUGGAAAAGCUGAUGAAGGCCUUUGAGUCCCUCAAGUCCUUCCAGCAGCAGCAGCAGCAGCCCCCGCCGCCGCCGCCGCCUCAGCCUCCUCAGCCGCCGCCGCAGGCUCACCCGCCGCCGCCGCCUCAGCCUCAGCCACCUCCUCCCACACUGCCGCCCGGCCCGGCCGUGGCCGAGGAGCCGCUGCACCGACCAAAGAAAGAACUCUCAGCCACCAAGAAAGACCGUGUGAAUCAUUGUCUGACAAUAUGUGAAAACAUAGUGGCUCAGUCGCUCAGAAAUUCUCCAGAAUUUCAGAAACUUCUGGGCAUUGCCGUGGAGCUUUUCCUGCUGUGCAGUGAUGACGCAGAGUCAGAUGUCAGGAUGGUGGCUGACGAAUGCCUCAACAAAGUCAUCAAAGCUUUGAUGGAUUCUAAUCUUCCGAGGUUACAGUUAGAGCUCUAUAAGGAAAUUAAAAAGAACGGCGCUGCCCGGAGCCUGCGUGCCGCCCUGUGGAGGUUCGCCGAGCUGGCUCACCUGGUCCGGCCUCAGAAGUGCAGGCCUUACUUGGUAAACCUUUUGCCGUGCCUGACUCGAACAAGCAGGAGACCCGAGGAAUCUGUCCAAGAGACCUUGGCUGCAGCGAUACCCAAAAUUAUGGCUUCUUUUGGCAAUUUUGCAAACGACAAUGAAAUUAAGGUUCUGUUAAAGGCUUUCCUGGCGAACCUGAAGUCCAGCUCCCCGACCAUUCGGCGGACGGCGGCGGGCUCCGCAGUCAGCGUCUGCCAGCAUUCCAGGAGGACGCAGUACUUUUACAGCUGGCUACUAAAUGUGCUUAUAGGUCUGCUGGUUCCCAUUGAGGAUGAGCACCCCACCCUCCUGGUUCUUGGGGUGCUGCUCACACUGAGGUACUUGGUGCCCUUGCUGCAGCAGCAGGUCAAGGACACGAGCCUGAAAGGCAGCUUUGGGGUGACACGGAAGGAAAUGGAAGUCUCUCCCUCGACAGAGCAGCUGAUCCAGGUGUACGAGUUGACCUUGCAUUACACGCAGCACCAGGACCACAAUGUGGUGACUGGCGCCUUGGAGCUCCUGCAGCAGCUCUUCAGGACCCCUCCCCCAGAGCUCCUGCAGGCCCUGACCACAGCCGGCGGCCUGGCGCAGCUGCCUGCCACCCGGGAGCAGCCCGGCUGCCGGAGCCGCAGCGGGAGUAUCGUGGAACUUAUAGCUGGAGGGGGUUCUUCAUGCAGCCCUGUCCUUUCAAGAAAACCAAAAGGAAAAGUGCUCUUUGGAGAAGCAGCGGCCUUGGAGGAUGACCCUGAGCCCAGGUCGGAGGCCGGCAGCCCAGCCUUUGCAGCCUCAGUCAAGGGUGAGAUCGGUGGUGAGCUGGCUUCCUCUUCCGGGGUCUCUACUCCUGGCUCUGCCAGCUCAGCUGCCGACUCCACGAGCCACGACAUCAUCACCGAGCAGCCCCGUGCCCAGCACACGCUGCAGCCGGACUCGGUGGACCUGGCCGCCUGUGACCUGACGAGCACGGCCACGGAUGGGGACGAGGACGACAUGCUGAGCCACAACUCCAGCCAGGUCAGCGCCGUCCCGUCCGACCCCGCCAUGGACCUGAACGGUGGGACCCAGGCCUCCUCACCCCUCAGUGACAGCUCCCAGACCACCACUGAAGGGCCGGACUCAGCGGUGACCCCUUCAGACAGUUCAGAGAUUGUGUUAGAUGGCGCCGACAGCCAGUAUUCAGGGAUGCAGCUGUCGCCGCAGGAUGACGACGAGGACCCCACAGGUGUCCUUCCCGAUGAAGACUCAGACGCUUUUGGAAACUCUUCGCUUGCCCUUCAGCGAGCACACUUGUUGAGCAGCAUGGGCCACAACAGGCAGCCCUCUGACAGCAGUAUAGAGAAGUUUGUGUCAAGAGAGGAGGCUGCUGAACCAGGAGAUCAAGAAAACAAGCCUUGCCGGAUCAAAGGUGACAUAGGACAGCCUACCGACAACGAUUCUGCUCCCCUUAUCCAUUGCGUCCGCCUUUUGUCUGCUUCGUUUUUGCUAACUGGGGAAAGAAAUGCGCUGGUUCCGGACAGGGACGUGCGGGUCAGCGUGAAGGCGCUGGCACUCAGCUGUGUCGGAGCCGCGGUGGCCCUUCAUCCCGAGUCUUUCUUCAGCAAACUUUACAGAGCGCCCUUCGACACCACGGAGCACCUUGAGGAGCAGUACGUCUCAGACGUCUUGAACUACAUCGACCACGGAGACCCGCAGGUCCGAGGGGCCACAGCCAUUCUCUGCGGCACCCUCAUCGCCUCCACCCUCAGCAGGUCACGCUUCCAUGUGGGCGACUGGAUGGGCACCGUCAGGGCUCUGACAGGAAAUACAUUUUCUCUGGCGGACUGCAUUCCCUUGCUGCAGAAAACUUUGAAAGAUGAAUCUUCUGUGACUUGCAAGUUGGCUUGUACAGCUGUGCGGCACUGCGUCAUGAGCCUCUGCAGCAGCAGCUACAGUGAGCUGGGGCUGCAGCUGAUCACAGAUUUGCUGGGCCUGAGGAACAGCUCCUACUGGCUGGUGAGGACCGAGCUGCUGGAGACGCUGGCUGAGAUCGACUUCAGGUUGGUGAGUUUCCUGGAGGCGAAAGCAGAACACCUUCACAGAGGCGCUCACCACUACACGGGGCUGUUAAAGCUGCAGGAACGGGUGCUCAGUGAUGUUGUCAUCCAUCUGCUGGGGGACGAAGACCCCAGGGUGCGCCACAUCGCUGCCGCUUCACUGAGGAGGCUCGUCCCGAAGCUGUUUUAUAAGUGUGACCAAGGACAAGCUGAUCCAGUAGUGGCUGUGGCAAGAGAGCAAAGCAGUGUUUACCUGAAACUGCUCAUGCACGAGACGCAGCCUCCCUCGCACUUCUCCGUCAGCACGAUCACCAGAAUAUAUAGAGGCUAUAACUUGCUACCGAGCAUAACAGAUGUCACUAUGGAAAACAACCUCUCAAGAGUCAUUGCAGCGGUUUCUCACGAACUAAUCACAGCGACCACUCGCGCGCUCACAUUUGGAUGCUGUGAAGCUUUGUGUCUUCUGUCGACGGCCUUUCCAGUCUGCGUUUGGAGUUUAGGCUGGCACUGUGGAGUGCCCCCCCUGAGCACCUCCGACGAGCCGAGGAAGAGCUGUACUGUGGGCAUGGCCACGGCGGUCCUCACCCUGCUCUCAUCGGCAUGGUUCCCGCUGGAUCUCCCGGCCCAUCAGGAGGCUUUGAUCUUAGCCGGAAACCUGCUUGCAGCCAGUGCCCCCAAGUCCCUGAGAAGUUCAUGGACCUCUGAAGAAGAGGGCAGCCCAGCAGCCACCAAGCAGGACGAGGUCUGGCCAGCUCUGGGCGACCGGAGCCUGGUGCCCAUGGUGGAGCAGCUCUUCUGCCACCUGCUGAAGGUCAUUAACAUCUGUGCGCACGUCUUGGACGAUGUGGCCCCAGGACCAGCAGUGAAGGCAGCCCUGCCAUCUCUAACAAACCCCCCUUCCCUAAGUCCGAUCCGACGAAAGGGGAAAGACAAGGAGCCCGGAGAGCAGGCGUCUGUGCCGCUGAGCCCCAAGAAAGGCAGCGAGGCCAGUCCAGCCUCUCGACAGUCUGACACGUCAGGGCCGGUUACAGCAAAUAAAUCGUCCUCACUGGGGAGUUUCUACCAUCUUCCUUCAUACCUCAAAUUGCACGAUGUCCUGAAAGCCACUCACGCUAAUUACAAGGUCACCUUGGAUCUCCAGAACAGCACUGAGAAGUUUGGGGGCUUUCUGCGCUCCGCCUUGGACGUGCUCUCUCAGAUUCUGGAGUUGGCCACGCUGCAGGACAUCGGGAAGUGUGUCGAAGAGAUCCUGGGAUACUUGAAAUCCUGCUUUAAUCGUGAACCGAUGAUGGCAACUGUCUGCGUUCAGCAGUUGUUGAAGACUCUCUUUGGGACAAACUUGGCCUCCCAGUUUGAUGGCUUAUCUUCCAACCCCAACAAGUCUCAAGGCCAAGCACAGCGCCUGGGCUCAUCCAGCGUGCGGCCAGGCCUGUACCACUACUGCUUCAUGGCCCCCUACACCCACUUCACCCAGGCCCUAGCGGACGCCAGCCUGAAGAAUAUGGUGCAGGCCGAGCAGGACCACGACACAUCAGGGUGGUUUGACGUCCUCCAGAAGGUGUCUACCCAGUUGAAGACAAACCUCACAAGUGUCACCAAGAACCGUGCAGAUAAGAGUGCUAUCCACAAUCACAUCCGUCUGUUUGAGCCUCUGGUCAUCAAAGCACUAAAGCAGUACACGACGACAACGUCCGUGCGGCUGCAGAAGCAGGUCUUGGAUUUGCUGGCGCAGCUGGUUCAGUUACGGGUCAAUUACUGUCUCCUGGACUCAGACCAGGUGUUCAUUGGGUUCGUGCUGAAGCAGUUCGAGUACAUUGAAGUCGGCCAGUUCAGGGAAUCAGAAGCAAUUAUCCCAAACAUCUUUUUCUUCCUGGUAUUACUGUCUUACGAACGCUAUCAUUCAAAACAGAUCAUUGGGAUUCCUAAAAUCAUUCAGCUCUGUGAUGGCAUCAUGGCCAGUGGGAGGAAGGCUGUGACACACGCCAUACCGGCUCUGCAGCCCAUCGUGCACGACCUCUUCGUACUGAGAGGAACCAAUAAAGCGGACGCAGGAAGAGAGCUUGAAACUCAGAAAGAGGUGGUGGUGUCGAUGCUGCUGAGACUGAUCCAGUACCAUCAGGUGCUGGAAAUGUUCAUCCUGGUCCUGCAGCAGUGCCAUAAGGAGAAUGAGGACAAGUGGAGGCGACUGUCCCGCCAGGUGGCCGAUGUCAUCCUCCCGAUGCUAGCCAAGCAGCAGAUGCACGUUGACUCUCAUGAAGCCCUCGGUGUGCUAAACACUUUAUUUGAGAUUCUGGCCCCUUCCUCCCUGCGGCCUGUGGACAUGCUUUUACGGAGUAUGUUUGUCACUCCGGAUACAAUGGCAUCUGUGAGCACUGUCCAACUCUGGGUCUCAGGAAUCCUGGCUAUUUUGAGGGUUCUGAUUUCCCAGUCAACGGAAGACAUCGUUCUUUCUCGGAUUCAGGAGCUCUCCUUCUCUCCGCAUUUCAUCUCCUGUCCAGUAAUUAACAGGUUAAGAGAUGGGGACAGUCCUUCAACGCCGGAAGAGCACAGUGAAGGGAAACAAACGAAGAAUUUGCCAGAAGAAACAUUUUCAAGGUUUCUCCUACAACUGGUCGGCAUUCUUUUAGAGGACAUUGUUACAAAGCAGCUAAAAGUGGAAAUGAGCGAACAGCAACAUACUUUCUACUGCCAAGAACUGGGCACCCUGCUGAUGUGUCUGAUCCACAUCUUCAAGUCCGGAAUGUUCCGGAGGAUUACAGCAGCUGCCUCUAGACUCUUCACCGCCGACGGUGCCGACAGCAGUUUCUACAGCCUGGAGAGCUUGAACACGCAUGUGCGCUGUAUGAUCCCCACACACCCCGCGCUUGUGCUGCUCUGGUGUCAGAUCCUGCUGCUGGUCAGCCACACCGACUACCGCUGGUGGGCCGAGGUGCAGCAGACCCCCAAAAGACGUAGUCUGUCCAGCACAAAGUCACUUAGUCCCCAGAUGUCUGCAGAGGAACCUUCCGAUGUGGCCCCCAAACUGGGAGUGUGCAAUCGAGAAAUCGUUCGGAGAGGCGCCCUCAUCCUCUUCUGCGAUUAUGUCUGUCAGAAUCUGCACGACUCCGAGCACCUGACGUGGCUCAUCGUGAAUCACAUCCAGGACCUGAUCAGCCUGUCCCGGGAGCCCCCCGUGCAAGAUUUCAUCAGUGCCGUCCACCGGAACGCUGCCGCCAGCGGCCUCUUCAUCCAGGCGAUUCAGUCUCGUUGUGAGAACCUCUCGACCCCCACCGCGCUGAAGAAGACGCUCCAGUGCUUGGAAGGGAUUCACCUCAGCCAGUCGGGCGCCGUGUUGGCGCUGUAUGUGGACAAGCUGCUGUGUACUCCGUUCCGCGUGCUGGCUCACAUGGUGGACACCCUGGCUUGUCGCCGGGUAGAAAUGCUUUUGGCUGCGAAUUUACAGAACAGCACGGCCCAGCUGCCAGUGGAAGAACUAAACAGAAUCCAAGAGAACCUUCAGAGCAGCGGCUUAGCUCAGAGGCACCAAAGGCUGUACUCCCUGCUGGACAGGCUUCGUCUCGCCACUGCCCCAGGGUCACGCGGCCCCUGUCCUCCGGUCACGUCUCACCCUCUGGAUGGGGAUGGGCCCCUGGCACUGGAGACAGUGAGUCCAGACAAAGACUGGUACCUACGCCUCGUCCAGUCCCAGUGCUGGACGCGGUCAGACUCUGCGCUGCUGGAGGGGGCGGAGCUGCUGAGUCGGGUCCCUGCGGCAGACAUGAGUGCAUUCAUGAUGAACUCGGAGUUCAACGUGAGCCUGUUGGCCCCGUGCUUGGGCCUGGGGGUGCGUGAAAUCUCCGGAGGCCAGAACAGUCCCCUCUUUGAAGCAGCUCGUGAGGCGACCCUGGAGCGUGUGAGCAGCAUGGCUCAGCAGCUCCCGGCUGUCCACCAGGUUUUCCAGCCAUUCCUGCCCGUGGAGCCCACUGCCUACUGGAGCAAGCUGAAUGAUCUAUUUGGGGAUGCCAUGGUAUACCGUUCCCUGACCACUCUGGCCCGGGCCCUGGCCCAGUACCUUGUGGUGCUCUCCAGACUGCCUGGCCACCUGCAGCUUCCUCCUGAGAAGGAGCCGGACACGGUGAAGUUUGUGGUCAUGACCCUCGAGGCGCUGGCGUGGCAUUUGAUCCAUGAGCGGGUCCCGCUGAGUCUGGACCUCCAGGCGGGUCUGGACUGCUGCUGCCUGGCUCUGCAGCUGCCCGGCCUCUGGAGCGCGCUGUCUUCCCCCGAGAUGGCCACACACACCUGCUCCCUCAUCCACUGCGUCCGCUUCAUCCUGGAGGCCAUUGUGGUGCAGCCCGGGGACCAGCUUCUCAGUCCAGAAAGACAGACGGACACCCCAAAAGUUGCUAGAGAAGAUGGAAUACACUCACACACGCAGAGGCCUGAGUAUGUCACCGCAGCCUGUGGUAUGGUGGCGGAAAUGGUGGAGGCUCUGCCAAGCGUGCUGGCCUUGGGGCACAAAAGGAACAGCAGCACGCCCGCGUUCCUCACGUCCGUGCUCAGGAACGUCGUCGUCAGCCUGGCCCGCCUGCCCCUCGUCAACAGCUACACGCGCGUUCCCCCGCUGGUCUGGAAGCUCGGAUGGUCGCCCACGCCGGGAGGGGACUUCAGCACAGUGUUCCCCGAGAUCCCUGUGGAGUUCCUCCAGGAAAAGGAAGUCUUCAAAGAGUUUAUCUACCGCAUCAACACGCUAGGGUGGACCAGCCGUACCCAGUUUGAAGAAACAUGGGCCACCCUCCUCGGUGUCCUGGUGACCCAGCCCCUCGUUAUGGAGCAGGAGGAGAGCCCGCCGGAAGAAGACACGGAGAGGACGCAGACCCACGUCCUGGCCGUACAGGCUAUCACCUCCCUGGUGCUGAGCGCGAUGACUGUGCCCGUGGCCGGCAACCCAGCCGUGAGCUGCUUGGAGCAGCAGCCCCGCAACAAGCCGCUGAAGGCCUUGGACACGAGGUUUGGGAGGAAGUUGAGCGUGAUCAGAGGAAUUGUAGAACAGGAAAUUCAAGCAAUGGUUUCAAAGAGAGACAAUAUCGCCACCCAUCACUUGUACCAAGCGUGGGAUCCUGUCCCCUGUCUGUCUCCGGCCACUACAGGGGCCCUGAUCAAGCACGAUGAGCUGCUGCUGCAGAUCAACCCCGAGCGGGAACUGGGGGACAUGAGCUACAAGCUCGGCCAGGUGUCCAUCCACUCGGUGUGGCUGGGGAACAACAUCACGCCCCUGCGCGAGGAGGAGUGGAGCGAGGAGGAUGAGGAGGCUGAAGUCCCUGCACCGUCGUCACCGCCCACGUCUCCGGUCAACUCCAGGAAACACCGGGCUGGCGUCGACAUCCACUCCUGUUCUCAGUUCUUGCUUGAACUGUACAGUCGCUGGGUCCUGCCGUCCAGCUCGGCCCGAAGGACCCCCGUCAUCCUGAUCAGCGAAGUGGUGCGAUCUCUUCUCGUGGUCUCAGAUUUGUUCACCGAACGCAGCCAGUUUGAGAUGAUGUAUCUGACACUGACCGAGUUGCGGAGGGUGCAUCCCUCAGAAGACGAGAUUCUGCUGCAGUACCUGGUGCCCGCCACCUGUAAGGCGGCCGCUGUCCUUGGAAUGGACAAGGCCGUGGCAGAACCGGUCAGCCGGCUGCUGGAGAGCACCCUCAGGAGCAGCCACCUGCCCAGCAAGAUUGGGGCCCUGCACGGCGUCCUCUACGUGCUGGAGUGUGACCUCCUGGACGACACCGCAAAGCAGCUCAUUCCGGUCGUCAGCGACUACCUCCUGUCCAACCUCAAGGGCAUCGCCCACUGCGUGAACGUUCAUAACCAGCAGCACGUGCUGGUGACGUGUGCCACCGCCUUCUACCUGAUCGAGAACUACCCUCUGGACGUGGGGCCUGACUUCUCCGCAUCGGUGAUCCAGAUGUGCGGGGUGAUGCUGUCUGGGACAGAGGAGUCCACUCCGUCCAUCAUUUAUCACUGCGUCCUGAGGGGCCUGGAGCGCCUUCUGCUGUCCGAGCAGCUCUCCCGGCUGGACACAGAGUCCCUGGUCAAGCUGAGUGUGGAUAGAGUGAACGUGCACAGCCCACACCGGGCCAUGGCGGCCCUGGGCCUAAUGCUCACCUGCAUGUACACAGGAAAGGAGAAAGUCAGCCCAGGCAGAACCUCCGACGCCAGCGCAGCCGCUCCCGACAGCGAGUCCGUGAUCGUGGCCAUGGAGCGGGUGUCUGUUCUUUUCGACAGGAUCAGGAAGGGGUUUCCCUGUGAGGCCCGAGUGGUGGCACGGAUCCUGCCUCAGUUUCUAGACGACUUCUUCCCACCCCAGGACGUCAUGAACAAAGUCAUUGGAGAGUUUCUGUCCAACCAGCAGCCCUACCCACAAUUCAUGGCCACCGUGGUGUAUAAGGUUUUCCAGACUUUGCACAGCACGGGGCAGUCGUCCAUGGUCCGGGACUGGGUCAUGCUGUCCCUGUCCAACUUCACACAGAGGACCCCCGUUGCCAUGGCUGUGUGGAGCCUCUCCUGCUUCUUCGUCAGUGCAUCCACCAGCCCAUGGGUCUCAGCCAUCCUUCCCCACGUCAUCAGCAGGAUGGGCAAGCUGGAACAAGUGGACGUUCACCUCUUCUGCCUGGUGGCCACGGACUUCUACCGGCACCAGAUACAGGAGGAGCUGGACCGCCGGGCCUUCCAGUCUGUGUUUGAGGUGGUCGCAGCCCCGGGGAACCCGUACCACCGACUGCUGGCUUGUUUGCAGAACGUCCACAAGGUUGCGGCGUGCUGAGCAUCGCAUGGGCAGCCGCAGGUGGCGCCCGUCUCUGCAGGCAGACGCGCUGUCGCUGUCGCCGUGGGGCUGCGCGCAGGGCGUGUAUGCGGUAACGUGGGGGUGAGCCUGAGUCCUUCCAGGAAGCACGGACAGCUGUGAUGCUGGCCCUUCUGCUGUAACUAGUGUUACCCGCCAGUUAGCCCGCUGUUCCUCUUCUCCUAACGUCUGGCCUGGUCCUCGUCACCAGGGUACACGCGCCCUCUGCUCUUGCAGGUUGGCCGUUAGCCCCCCUGCUGUGUCAGGCAGAGGUGACGCUGUCAGGCUUUGCGAGCCUUGCCGCGUCCCGCAGCGCGGUACAGGAAGCCAUGGGUGGCGGUCCUGCUCCUGGCGCUGUGUGCCGGGCGGGCCAGCCGGGAGCAUACCCUGCGCCAUACUUCCCUUUGUCUGUUUUCUUCUCAGGAUUUCAAAUUGAAUUGUAUCAGUAAAGAGAUUAAUUUUAAGGUA